AUGUUUAAAAAAAUCACUGUGAGCUCUAGCUUAUGCAAAGGUGCAAUCCAGAGGAACUUGGUAGAAAGUUUCAGAAAUUCUGAUUGCUUCAGAUCCCCAGAGGCACAAGUAGAAAAGACGUAUCUGUACAAGAAUGAAAUUCAUGCCCUAGAUAAGCAAACAUUUAAAGGACUCAUAUCCUUGGAACAGCUGUAUAUACAUUUCAACCAAAUAGAAACGCUACAGCCAGAGACAUUUGGAGACCUUCUGAAAUUAGAGCGACUGUUUUUGCAUAACAACAAAUUAUCUAAAAUCCCGGCUGGGAGCUUCUCUCAUCUGGAUUCAUUAAAGAGACUGCGUCUGGAUUCCAAUGCUCUAGUUUGUGACUGUGAUUUAAUGUGGCUGGGGGAACUUAUGCAAGGCUAUGCCCGAAAUGGCCAAACUCAGGCUGCUGCUACAUGUGAAUAUCCCAGAAGGCUCCAGGGACGCUCCAUCGCUUCGUUACCAGUAGAGGAAUUUAACUGUGAGAGUCCUCGAAUUACUUUUGAGCCCCAAGAUGUGGAAGUAACAUCAGGGAAUACUGUCUACUUUACUUGCCGGGCUGAAGGAAACCCCAAACCAAAGAUUAUUUGGAUACAUAACAACCACUCAUUGGAUUUGGAAGAUGAUACUCGACUUAACUUGUUUGAUGAUGGGACACUCAUGAUACGAAACACUCGUGAGUCAGACCAAGGUGAAUAUCAGUGUAUGGCCAGAAACUCAGCUGGGGAGGUCAAGACACAGAAUGCCAUGCUCAGAUACUCCAGUCCUCCAGCCAAGCCUAGUUUUAUAAUCCAGCCCCAGGACACAGAGGUUUUAAUUGGCACCAGCACAACUUUGGAAUGUAUGGCCACAGGCCACCCACACCCCCAUGUUACUUGGACUAGGGGCAGUGGAGAGGCCCUGGAUGGAUCCAGGCACCUGGCUACUUCUGGAGGACUAUACUUGCAGAAUGUCACCCUGCAGGAUCAUGGUCAAUUUACCUGUCACGCCGACAAUAAUGAAGGCUCUGUUCAAGCUACAGCAAACAUAAUUGUACAAGCUCCUCCGCAAUUCACAAUAACCCCCCGGGAUCAAGUGGUGCUAGAAGGACAUACUGUAGAAUUUCUCUGUGAAGCUGAAGGGAACCCACCUCCAGUAAUUGCCUGGACCAAAGCAGGAGGGCAACUCCCUCAGGAAGGUCUGCAUACAGUUCUCUCCUCUGGAACUUUGAGAAUUGACCAUGCAGCACAUCAUGACCAAGGCCAAUAUGAAUGUCAGGCAGUAAGUCCAUUGGGAGUGAAAAAAGCGUCUGUCCAGCUGACUGUAAAACCCAAAGUGUAUGAGAUCAUUCCUAACUUCAAAGUCUGUUUGAUACUUUUAAUCAUGGAAUUGAUUUUCAAAGCAAUACAGGGUAGACAAGCUGGCGAUGACUUUGUUGAAUCAUCCAUUCUUGAUGCUGUACAGAGGGUUGACAGUGCAAUUAACUCCACACGAAGACAUUUGUUUUCACAGAAACCUCGCACCCCUAGUGAUCUGCUGGCUCAGUUUCAUUAUCCGUAUGACCCGUUUACUGUGGAGACAGCAAGAGCUGGAGAGAUUUUUGAGCACACAUUUCUGCUGAUCCAGGAACACGUGAAGCAGGGGCUCACUGUUGAUUUGGAGGGCAGAGAGUUCCGCUACAAUGACUUGGUGUCCCCGCACUACCUCAGCCUCAUAGCCAAUUUAUCUGGAUGUACAGCCCACAGGCAGGUGCCCAACUGCUCUGACAUGUGUUUCCAUCAGAAGUACCGAGCCCAGGACGGAACGUGCAACAACCUGCAGCACCCCAUGUGGGGUGCAUCCCUGACCGCCUUUGAGCGCAUCCUGAAGCCUGCCUACGAGAACGGCUUCAACCUGCCGCGUGGGGUCAGCCGUCCGGCCCUGUCAGGCCGGUAUCCCCUCCCACCACCCAGGCUGGUCUCCACAGAGCUGGCAGCCACGGCCACAGUCACCCCUGACCAUAGAUACACACACAUGCUCAUGCAGUGGGGCCAAUUUUUAGACCACGAUCUGGACCACACAGUGCCUGCAUUGAGCACGUCUCGCUUCUCUGAUGGGCGGCCGUGUAGCUCGGUGUGUACCAAUGAUCCUCCUUGCUUCCCCAUCAUCAUUCCUGACACUGACCCCCGAGGGACCCGAGCACCGUGCAUGUUCUUUGCACGCUCCAGCCCCGUGUGUGGCAGUGGCAUGACCUCCUUGGUGAUGAAUUCAGUCUACGCGAGAGAACAGAUUAACCAACUCACAGCCUAUAUAGAUGCCUCUAAUGUCUAUGGGAGCUCGGAGAGGGAAUCCCAAGUUCUCCGAGACUACUCAGAGCCUCGGGGACUCCUGAGGACAGGCUUGCCGUGGGUGCCGUCCGGAAAGCCCUUACUGCCCUUUUCUGCGGGCCCACCCACUGAGUGCACAGGGUGGGAGCAGGGUAGCCGCAGCCCCUGUUUCCUGGCUGGGGACCACAGGGCCAAUGAGCAGCUGGCCCUCACAGCCAUGCACACCUUGUGGUUUCGGGAACACAACAGGGUCGCCAUGGAGCUGUCUGCCCUGAACCCCCACUGGGAUGGAGACACCCUUUAUCAUGAAGCCAGGAAGAUUGUGGGUGCUCAGUUGCAGCACAUCACCUACAGCCACUGGCUGCCCAAGAUUCUGGGGGAAUCUGGCAUGAAGAUGCUGCGGGAUUACCAGGGCUACAACCCCAAUGUGAAUGCAGGGAUCAUUAACUCUUUUGCUACUGCAGCCUUCAGAUUUGGUCACACGUUAAUCAAUCCUAUUCUUUACCGACUGAAUGACACCUUCGGAGAAAUCCCUGAAGGCCACCUUCCACUCCAUAAAGCUUUCUUUUCACCCUCCAGAAUAAUCGAGGAAGGUGGGAUAGAUCCACUCCUUCGGGGGCUAUUUGGUGUGGCCGCUAAACUGCGGGUGCCCUCCCAACUGCUCAGUUUAGAGCUGACUGAGAAGCUGUUCUCCACCGCCCACUCUGUGGCCCUGGAUUUGGCUGCCACCAACAUUCAAAGGGGGCGAGACCACGGGAUCCCUCCCUAUGCUGACUUCAGAGUUUUCUGCAAUUUGACUUCUGUUGAAAAUUUUGAGGAUCUUCAAAACGAGAUUAAAGAUUCAGAGAUUCGACAAAAACUGAAAAAGUUGUAUGGCUCACCAGGCGACAUUGACUUCUGGCCCGCCCUCAUGGUUGAAGACCUGAUCCCUGGUACGAGAGUGGGGCCAACACUUAUGUGCCUGUUUGUUACCCAGUUUCAGCGGCUAAGAGAUGGAGAUAGGUUCUGGUAUGAGAACCCCGGGGUGUUCACUCCCGCACAGCUCACUCAGCUGAAGCAGGCGUCACUGGGCCGCGUGCUCUGUGACAAUGGUGACAACAUCCAGCAAGUCCAGGCCGAUGUCUUCGUGAAGGCACAAUACCCUCAGGAUUACCUGAGCUGCAGUGAGAUACCUCAGGUCGAUCUGCGAGUGUGGCAAGACUGCUGUGAAGACUGUAGGAGUAGAGGCCAGUUCAGAGCAUUCACACAAGAAUCUCGAGAGAAACGCUCUGCUCAAUACAGCUAUGCUGAUGAGGAAGAUAAGGACUUAAGUGAUCUAAUCAGUAGGCAACAAGAUCACUUGUAUAUUGAUGAAGAUGGUAGAAACGUGACACUUCUGGCAAAAGCAAAUUUUGCCCAAGAUUUCAGCAAUUUUGCAGUGGAAAUUCAAAAAACCAUCAAAGCUCUCAGAGAACAGAUAAACAAGCUGGAGGCACGCCUCAGGCAGGCGGGAUGCACAGAUGAUAAAGGGAUUCGAAGAAAAGACAAUGAACACUGGAUGAAAGAAGACUGCAUUAGCUGUAUGUGUAAGAGUGGCCAGGUCACCUGUAUGGUGAAGACUUGUCCUACGGCUCCAUGUCCCAGUCUUGAAUUGGUGAAAGGAACCUGCUGUCCAGUUUGCAGAGACCCGGGAAUGCCAGCUGAUUCCCCAGAGAACCGCUAAGCAAUUUACUGCUCUUGAGCCCUGAAUAGGGAAUUUCUCAGGAAAAGGCAGUCAGGCACUUUUAUUUAACCUGUGGUCACACUCCUGGCACAGAAAUCACUGCUCUAAAACAAAUUAGCUCAUUUAACCCUUCAACAUACUGAUGAUCUUGCAUCUUUUCAUUUUCUAACAUAUCUUGAAGUAAUGCAAAAUUAAUGUCUAUAAAGAAGAUAGGGAUUACUUUAUUGUGAGAAAUAUUUCUUAUUGUAAGCUACCAGUUUUACAUACUGUACAGGGAAAUAAAAAGAAUUUCAUGCAAUAUUUUUUUAAAAAUCUGAGUAUUGUGGAAAAUCUCUCAUUUCAAAAUUCAGAGAGAUUAUAUGAUCUCCAGGAAUUUUGAGAGAAUGGGUUUUGCACUCAGAGAAAACAUCUGGAAAGAUCUGUGAUAACUUUGGCACAUGUAAUACAUGCUGCUUCCCUCACUCCGUCUCUCACAUCUAGAACUUAGAUAAUGGCCAGAUAUUUCUGGAAAGGCACUUACCUUAACCAUCAGUAGGCUCUAACUUCUAGAACAUUAGGGAAAAGUGAGUGAAAGUAUCAUUAUUUGGAGGAGCUUGCCAUUUUUACAUUUGGCUAGAAAAUACAAACACUAUGAGGGGAAGAUCCUUCAAAGGAGCCUUGCUCAAUCUUUGCCUUUCCAUCACUUGUCAUUAUUAUCACCAGUGAGAUGUCGAAAUUGAAAUUUAUCAAGUCUGAACAAUUCAGGAACAAGCUGAGUUUACUAUCAGAAAAAUUGGAAAUGUUUUUGACUUUAACAAAAGGUGUUGCUAUGAGGUUUCUUCUAAUUUUGGCACUCUGUUAUAGCAUUUAAAAUACAAUCCAAUAGACAAUAGGUUAGCUAUAUUCAGAAUUGAAUAUUUAGUAAAUUAGGUGAGUUUCACUUAAUAAAUUCUUUUAAACUAUGGUGCAGCCACAGUAUUUGGGGUUGGUUGCAGUUGUUGGUAGAUUUGUUUAAGAAAUUCUUUGUUCCAGGACUUUUGAGGAGAGACUUCAUGUAGUGUCCUGCCCAGAGGGGCUCUCAGGGUGAUAACUCUACUGUUUUCCAAUUACAAAAUAAACAUUUAUCAUCAGGCACAAAAUCUCCCAAUAUUUAGAAGUAAUAUGUAAAAUACAAUAUUCAUUGUAGUGAAAAUAUUUUCAUGGUUUUAAUAUUAUGAGUGAGGAAAGAUGUUUUCGGAGUUUGAUAAUACAGGUCAUUAUUUUAAAAAUGUAUUGGUGAUUCCCUCCCAAGAUACAAAAUAAUUUUUUACUAAAAAGUUUAAGGACAAAACUAUAUGUCCUAAAAGUUUGAUGUUUGUUGCAUUUUUAAGUCCAAAAUAAUUUCUAAUUAUAUUUCAUUUUGAAAGACAAAAUGUAACAAGUCCCAAAAGCUUGACAUUUGUUGGCCUUUCAAAACCCGACAAAGUGAAAUGAAGCUAAACCUCAUGGAAGUAUAAUUAGUUCCUCUGGAACUACAGUAAACAUAUUGCAAAUUACAAUAACACAUGUAAUAGUUUAGGUUUCUCAUCAUGUUCAUUUGUCAUUUUAUCAUUUUAUUAAAGUUUAAGCAAGACCUGUAUGAUAUCUCAUAUGAUUUUUUUAUACAUAACCACAUGUUAAUUUGGAUGCCACCUGGUCAGUAUGUUUGGCUUGUUAAACAUAAGCAAAUAUCAAAAUAACAGAAUGAAAUUAUCACUUAAAAUGGAACAUGGGGAUUUAAAAACUUGUCUGUCAACUGACAAUUUGAAAAUUCAGUAACCUUUACAAAUAUGGUUAUAAUAUCAUCAUACAGAUUACCUUUUGCUUUAUUCAUUUUACUUGUAUUUCAUUUAUUUGACUGUGUUUUUAAAAAUGUUUCAUUUUUGAAAGUAAUAUUGUGUAUAAUAAAAAUUUCAAGUAUUUCCCAAGGAUAUAUAAACCUUUGUAUUCCAUUUCUGCAGUCCAAAGGUGAAUGUUAUUUUCAGUUUGUAUGUGUGUGUCUGUGUGUGUGUGUAUUCCUCUAUACAGUUUCUAUGCAACACAAAUAUGAUGAUGUUUCUUCCUUGUGAUUUUGUUUAUUCCAAAGAACCUUAAAACAUUGAAAAUCCAAAUGUAUUUGUUAACAAUAUUUGAUAUAUUAUAUUCUGCCAUGAAAUUUGCUUGAGGUAAAAUUUAAUGUUUUUUACAUGUGAUACUUUUCUGAUCUGGGGCAAAGGAAGUAUCCAUGAGGAGGUAUACACAAAGAAGAUGAAAGCAUUCUUGGGCUCACUCUUUUCCUGAUUUCGUCUGCUAAAGAAAGGCAAAGAUUUUUAGCCAGGAUGUAUGAUUAUGUGAAAAGGUAGAAAAAUAGCUCCUUUCUUUCAGGGGCUCUUUUUUUUUUUUUAAAUUUAUUUAUUUUUUUCUUUCAGGGGCUCUUUAAUGUCUACUUUGUACCUCCUAUACAUAAGUGGCCACACUGCACACAGAGCUACAUGACAUGUAGUUGAAGGGAUAUAGACAGCUUUUAUUUGAGACUGGAGAUUAAAAAUAGAGCAUUUACCUGACAAAUAGUCUUUAAUGCUCACAGAAGGCAAAUAACAAUGUUUAAGACAGAUUUUUUAUGUUGACCUGUUUAUUUUCUAGAUCUGUAUGUUAUGGGGGCAGAGGUAGGAAAAUUUGUUGGGAAUUUUGGUAAGGAUUUUUUUGUUUGUUUAAUUGUGAAAUGAUGUUAAAAUAGAUUUACUGAACUGUAAUUACUACAAAUACCCCAUUGCCCAAUGUCAUGUUUAAUGCAUUUUCAUUUGCAAAUAAAAUAUAGUUUAUUAGUAAGUUAAA
Leptonychotes weddellii (Weddell seal) is the source of this 6819-nucleotide messenger RNA. NCBI's taxonomy places the organism in Eukaryota, Metazoa, Chordata, Mammalia, Carnivora, Phocidae. The record is from RefSeq and is a predicted model, not a curated record.